Aedes aegypti (yellow fever mosquito) is the source of this 1245-nucleotide messenger RNA. RefSeq lists its product as uncharacterized. The record is from RefSeq and is a predicted model, not a curated record. NCBI's taxonomy places the organism in Eukaryota, Metazoa, Arthropoda, Insecta, Diptera, Culicidae. Bases 204 to 872 code for a protein of 222 amino acids. The transcript has 5 exons.
AUACGGAUUCUCACUUGUUCGUUCCGCACGUAAUUUUGUUGUCGAAACAUUGAGGCGUCGCUGCGUUGUUUCGUCACCGAACAUCACGAAUGUGAUAGAUAGGACAUUCACAUAAUUCAAUCAAGUGUUCGUUGGGAUUUAGUGUCCACCGUUAUUCGUCAAGAAGGCACAGGGUUGAAAGAGCAGACGAGUGAGUAAUCGCGAUGGAAUCGACAACCAAUAUAGAACCACAAUCUCCGAUGGCAGCAGAAACUGCGAUGGCCAACGGGAAUGGUUCCCUGAAGGAGCAAACAACCACCACAGCAGCAGUGGCGGCCACCAUUCAAAGUCCCGAACAGCAGCAACGGCCUCGAAAGUUGUCCUUCGACGACAGCGACAUGGAGAUGACGAAGCUGAAACUUGGGGCAACGGUGAGACGGUUUCCAGCUUCGAAGGUUUUUACAGCUGCCGCUGUGUGUGCCAUAGUCAGUCUAUUGAUACGGUAUUUACUGCCGUUUGAUUUUGGGUCAUUCAAGGCAGCGCUCGCGACGCUCGAACGAUGGCGCCAGUCAGCCACGGAGCGGAUCGUACUGGACUCCACCCGAGGAUACGCUGCCCUGCAGGCCACCAUGAAGGACACCUACGCUAAUGCACGGGGCCUUCAGGAUCCCUCGCUGAUUUUGUUUGCUACGUUAUUUGCCGCGACCGUCACGUGGUUCACGUACUACGUGGUGUACCUGGACAGUAGCAUCCCCGGGGUCAAUCCACCGACGCCGUUUUCCGCCAGCAAGAAGAAGAGAUUUUCCGACAAGGAGCGUCGAUUCCACCUCGGAUACGUUACGGCACUACUGAGUGGACUCACCGUGUUUAUGAUCAUCGUGCUGGUUGACUAACUUCCUAUGUUCUAGUCUUCCGAAUCUAAAUUGAAUAGGAUACCUAUACCUAGGAUGGGUAACCCCAACAUUCUGAACCAUAUGCCUACGAGUAAAAAAGUAGAAUUUUCCUCUAGUAGCUGCCCCAUACUAUUGAUACUAUUUAUUGCGCAGUUUUCCAUGCAAAUUAAAUACUAAACCAGUUCAGGAGCAGCUUUAGUUCUUAAUAACGUGCGCAUUUCGAAAUAUUAUAGUUUAAAUUGUAAAUAACCGAAAAUCAUAAGACUAACAUUUUAGUUAUGUAAUGCUCGUUCUACGUUAAAGAAAUGGCAGUGUCUUAGUUCGUUUAAGGUAAAAUCCUACUUUUGGUGCAAAUACAAUAAGAAUAUAUGAA